ACAGUAUAGACACAGUAUAAACCUUGUUUUAAACAGGAAGUGCUGGUGAUAAAUCCUCCAUUGUGUUUGACUCAGCUUAAGCCAUGUCAUUAUAAUCUUUUUCAAACAGUCAAUUACAUGUUUAAUAAUCUGGUCAGCCUUAUGAAAUCAUUGUUCCCGUGCAUGACACACAAUCUAAACACCGGCAAGGUCACACAAUCUAAACACCGGCAAGGUCAACCGUGUUUACCAGUACAUCUUGUUAAGUAAUACGGGCCAUAUCUCUAAUGAGUCCUUACCAUUCUAAAGGUAAAAAUUAUCUUAUCAGUCACCCAGAAUGUCCCAUAUUUUGUGUAUCUUACAUUGCACCAUUGCACUUCAUAGAAAAAGGUGAUAUAUAAAAAGGAGAAAAUCAAUGUUUUAAUCACCCUCAGCUGUACCAAAACCACAGCACAAUAUCAUACAUUAAAAGGGAGGUAACUGAGAUGCUGACACAAUGUAUGGUAGGAGAGCUUUAUACCGCCUGCUGACCCAGUCCCCUCGGAGAUUUGUUCCAUCAUCCAGAUUUGUCCACACAGCAGUGCUGGGUACAAAGGAUGAAACAAGGACAAAAUAUGGUCACCCCAGGUCACAGAUAGCCAGACAAAUCCUAACUAGGUCAAUGGUCAGCUCGGAGGACAGAAACACCUUUAAGAAUGUCAAGCUACGGUCAGAUGAAACAAAGAAGGCGUCACUGGUCAUUUUUGACAAAGAUGGAACUCUCAUUGAAUUUCAAUCACUUUGGAUUCCCUGGACCAAAAAGCUGGUGGCUAGAAUUCAGGAAGCCACAGGUCUGUUUGGGAUCGAGGAAAAGAUUUGUGAUAUUCUCGGAUUUUGCCUCAAACAGCAGAGGGUAAUACCCGGCAUGUUAGCAGAGGCCACUACACCCCAGAUCAAGGUGGAAAUGACAAAGAUGUUGGUUAGUGAGGGGAUGAACGAAGAAGAGGCCAGAGAAAUUCUAGACAGAGUCUGGAUGGAGGGAAACGUCAGAAAUCCAGAAGAACUCAACAAAGUUGGGGAACUAGAAAUUCUCUUCAAAAUUCUACAGAAAAACAAUAUCAGGAUAGCUCUCAUCACAUCCGACAAUCGCAAGGGCACAGACGCACUACUGGAUGAGCUGGGUCUUACUGAGUACUUUGAGUAUGUGAUAUGUGGAGAUGAUCCUAACUCAGAGCCAAAGCCAUCGCCAUAUAAUGCUCUGAAGAUUUGCGAGAAAAUGGGGGUCAGCCCUGCGGAUACCGUCAUGGUGGGCGAUACCAAAACAGAUAUGCUUCUGGGAAAGUCUGCCAAGCUGGGUUGGAGUGUCGGCGUUCUGAGUGGGGUUGGGCAGACAAGUGAUUUAUUGCCCCAUGCUGACCAUGUAGUGGAGAAUAUUGAGGACAUAUUGCCAUUGAUAUUGCCCUUUGAAGAUUGGCAGAAUUCUUAUGCUUAUUCUCCAUAUGAAAGAUUCCUAGUGCAGCCUAAAGACCAUGAAUUUAGUUCUCCAGCUAAAAAUCCUUUGGUGGAUUUGGCAAUUUUUGACCUCCAUGGAACUCUGAUAUGUAUACACAGGAAAUAUCCCAAAUUUGUGGAGUUUUUAUGCUCUAGAUUGAAGAGCAAAACAGGAUUAGAGAUGUUGGCAAAGCUAACUAAGCUUCUUGGAUUAAAUGAGGAUUCAACACGAAUGAUGCAUGGAGUUCUGACAGAAGGGACACCCUCAGAGGCACGAGGAGUGGUUGUGGAGGCAUUACGGAGGGAAGGAAUUCUCUACCAGGAAGCCAUCAUGCUGGUCAACCAGAUUUGGAAAGAAGGAGAAUCUAUCCUGAAGUCUGAGCCUACACCACUGUGCUCCAAUAUUGAAGAAAUCUUCAAAGAACUCAAACAGAGUGGAGUAAAAAUUGCCAUCAACACAGGAGAGCCAAGAGAGUUUGUUGUGUUGGACCUGAUGAGUCUGGGUCUGACUAACUACAUCGACAUGCUGAUUUGUGGAGAUGAUCCUAUCUCACAGCCUCGUCCCUCUGGACACAACACGCUGUUGAUCUGCAAUGAGUUGAAUGCAAAUCCAUCAAAAACUGUUGUUAUUGGAGAUUCUGUGGGAGACCUUAAAAUGGGAGAAUCAGCGUUUGUGAUGAAGAGAAUUGGAGUUUUGUCAGGGAUUGGGACUGAGAAUGAGCUGAAACAACAUGCUGAUUGCCUUGUUCCUAGCAUAGAGGGCAUCACUGAAGUUAUCCUUGAAAGAGAAAAACAAGGACCUGAUGCUGGGGAGCAAAGUCCAAACAAAAGCAGAACAUUCACUAGAGGCGUCUCAUCUACAGCACCAGGCUCCCAUCAGCCUCACCGACACUUCAGUACAUCUAGUCCUCGCUUAGUGCACAUUGCUUCUAAUUCUGAGAAGUACGACUAUGUCAUUGUUGGAGCUGGUUCUGCAGGAUGCACACUGGCAAAUCGCCUCACUGCAGAUCCUAAUAAAAAGGUUCUCCUUCUGGAGGCAGGACCAAAAGACUUGUGGAACUGGGACUCCUGGAAGAUUUACAUGCCUGCUGCUUUGAUGUACAACCUCCAUGAUGAGAAAUACAACUGGUACUACCACACCGAGCCAGAGAAGAGCAUGAACAACCGCGUCAUGUACUGGCCUCGGGGCAGGGUUUGGGGUGGGUCCUCAUCCCUAAAUGCCAUGGUCUAUAUUCGAGGACAUGCUUUUGACUAUGACCGAUGGGAAAGGGAGGGAGCAACAGGCUGGUCCUAUGCUGAUUGUUUACCUUACUUCCGUAAAGCUCAGUGUCACCUCAAUGGAGCAAAUGACUACCGAGGUGGUGAAGGUCCUCUGCAUGUUCUGCAAGGAAGGUCAAAGAACCCUCUCUGCCAGGCUUUCUUUGAUGCAGGUGUACAAGCAGGUUAUCCAAUGACAGAAGACAUAAAUGGAUACCAGCAAGAAGGAUUUGGGUGGAUGGACAUGACCAUUCAUAAUGGCAAACGAUGCAGUGCUGCAGCAGCUUAUCUGCACCCAAUAAAAAGCAGAAUUAACUUAAAAACGCAAAACAAAGUCUUAGCAAGACGAAUAUUAUUUGAUGGUAAGAAAGCUGUGGGGAUAGAGUAUGAGAAAGACUCUGAAGUGACGAGAGUGUAUGGUGAGGAAAUCAUACUCAGCGGGGGAGCAGUAAACUCCCCACAGCUUCUCAUGCUUUCUGGGAUCGGCAAUGCUGACGAACUUCGCAAAUUUGACAUUCCAGUCGUCCAGCACCUGCCAGGAGUUGGUGAGAAUCUGCAGGACCAUGUGGAAGUACUUCUCCAACAAGAAUGCAAACAACCUAUCACACUUUACAAAGCCCAGUGGAAGUUUCCACAUGUGAUGAUUAAAAUAGGCAUGGAAUGGUUUCUCUGGCAGACGGGAGAUGGAGCAACCAAUCAUUUUGAAGCGGGAGCUUUUAUUCGCAGUGAGCCAGGCAUAGAACAUCCUAACAUUCAGUACCACUUCUUAGCAUCCAUGGUUCAUGAUCAUGGAAGGAGGUCUGGGGACCGACAUGCCUAUCAGGCACAUGUACAAAUUCUGAGACCAACCAGUAGAGGGUUCAUCCAGUUGAAGUCCCCUAACCCCAGGGAACAUCCAAGGAUUGUACCCAACUACUUAACAACUGAACAAGAUGUCAGGGAAAUGAGGGACUGCAUCAAAUUAACUAGGGAAAUUUUCCAACAGAAAGCAUUUGAUCCUUACAGAGGGCAAGAGUUGGCCCCUGGAAAGGGUGUUCAAUCAGAUAAAGAUAUCGAUGAAUUUAAUCGAAACAUGAGUGAAACUGCAUAUCAUCCCUCCUGCACGUGUAAAAUGGGUUCACAUUCUGACCCUAUGGCAGUUGUUGAUCCCAGCACAAAAGUUUACGGUCUGGAAGGAUUGUGGGUGGUUGAUGCUUCCAUCAUGCCUAGUGUAGUCAGUGGUAAUCUGAACGCUCCGACCAUUAUGAUUGCUGAGAAAGCUGCAGACACCAUUAUAGGAAAUCCACCACUUCCUCGAUCGGAUGCACCAGUGUAUAGACCCAAAACAAUCGAUACCCAGAGAUGACAUUACAAAGUCUCCCCUUACAAAACAGAUUACUGAUUCAAACUUCCAAUCAAAUAGCCACGGUAACAUCAUAACAAUCAGGAGAGACAGUCUACAUUAUCCAAGAUCAUCACUCCAUCUGAUUAUCUACACUGUGUAAACAAAUUUAUUUCUGUCUGUCAUUCAAUUACAUUGACACAUUUACAUGUAUAAGAUUGCCACAAAAAGGUUCACCAUGUGCUAAUAAAUUCUAUGUGAAUAAACUUGUACAAUCAACA
Messenger RNA from Ostrea edulis (European flat oyster), 4308 nucleotides. RefSeq lists its product as uncharacterized. Lineage: Eukaryota; Metazoa; Mollusca; Bivalvia; Ostreida; Ostreidae. Gene Ontology annotation, cellular component: mitochondrial inner membrane. Gene Ontology annotation, molecular function: flavin adenine dinucleotide binding; choline dehydrogenase activity. The transcript is spliced from 7 exons. The record is from RefSeq and is a predicted model, not a curated record. The coding region runs from base 476 to 4051 and encodes 1191 amino acids.